AUGGACCCGUUCCGCAACAGCAAGAGAAGUUCCAUAUCCUUUGGGAACUCCGCGCAGAAGAAGCAGCCAUUCCACACGAGCUACUUGGCCUCGCCGUACUCUGCGGAUCCGCAGGGGAACGACCAACCCCUCGACGGUGCGAACAAUCUCUACGCAACAAGGUCGCCGCUGUACUCGCCGCUGGAUUUUUCCAAUGGCAGUGGCACAGGGCCCUUUGCACCGCCCAUGGGGAAGGGAGGGAGCUAUGUCACCACGGGGAACCCCCAGGGGGGGAACUUUAUGAGUGGACAGGAACUCAUGAACAGUAAUGGUACCGGAUUGGGCCCAAACACAAGGACUUGCUCCUACCAGGAACAGUUCCCGUUGUUCGGUCUUGACUGGAGUAACGACGAUUUCGUGUGCAUGAGCUCCUACAAGGAGGACAGCAGGAACAAAAUCCAGGUGAUCCAGUCGCCCGACCUGCUGUCGUGGAACAACGUGGCACAGGCGGACGUCGUGUACCCGAUCAGUAAAGUUCAAUGGCUGCCCAGUCACUUGCAUCCGAGACAGUUCGCAACGGCGUCGGACUCCCUGCGCAUCUGGUCCCUGAAUGAGGACACAAACUCGCUGCAAGAACAGAUUAACUUGUCCCUUUGUAAGUACAAGAAGCAGAGGAACAACACGGCGGGGAAUAAAGUUAACUUGGCCGCCGCGGGGGGUUGUCUGAAGAACACUACGACCGCGAUACUCGGGGAGUUACCACCAGUCACUUCAUUCGAUUGGAACACAGUCGAUACAAACUUACUUGUUUCGAGUUCCAUUGACACGACAUGUAUCGUGUGGGACUUGCAAAGUCCCAAUUACGUGAAGACGCAGCUGAUCGCACACGACAGCGAGGUUUACGACGUACGGUUCCUGUCCCAAUCAACACACCUGUUUGCAAGUUGUGGUGGUGACGGCAGCGUCAGGGUGUUCGACCUGAGGUCCCUAGCGCACAGCACAAUAGUCUACGAACCGCCCGCGGGGGAAGGGACAGUCAACGACGUCACCGCGCAGAACAACGCUCUCCUAAGGCUGGAACCGUCGCUCAUGGACCCUAACAUAAUAGCAACGCUCGUUGCCGACUCGAAGGAUAUCCUCAUCCUGGAUAUGAGGAACCCAGAGUCCCCUGCCUUGACACUGAAGGGGCACAGUUCUCUGGUGAACCAGAUCAAGUGGCACCCUACGAAGAGGAAUGUUCUCCUGUCCUGCAGUGAUGACUGCCAGGUGCUCUACUGGGAUUUGAACACCGCGCUUGACGGGUCCACUCCGACGAGUUCAUCGACUUCUAUCACGGGGGAUACAGAUAUCAGCAUGGCCGGUACGGGAUAUGAGCAUGCCAUUGCAGACGAUACAAGGGGCAAGGUACUGGACACUCCGAACCUGUUCUAUGCCAACGAGUCGCAAGAGAUUAACAACAUCGCAUGGAGACCGCAGAGGGGGGACUGGUUUGGGUAUGUGUCAAGUAAGAAAUUCCAAAAUGUAAGAGUAUUUUGA
Molecule: messenger RNA, 1515 nt
Organism: Huiozyma naganishii CBS 8797
Lineage: Eukaryota; Fungi; Ascomycota; Saccharomycetes; Saccharomycetales; Saccharomycetaceae
Exons: 1
Coding region: 1-1515 (504 amino acids)
Cellular component (GO): nucleus
Molecular function (GO): protein binding
Source: RefSeq, a predicted model, not a curated record